CCAUCUUCUUGUGAAGCUUCUCAAGAUUCUCGCGAUCGCAUGCCUUUACCCUUCCUCUCUCUCUUUCUCUCUCUGGUCAUCUUACUAAACUACCUCCAAUGCCGGUGCCAAUGGCGGCAGCUCAGUUCCUCUAGCUAGUCUCCCACCGUAAUUAGCAAACCCGGAGAAAAAAAGGGAACAUUCGACGCCACCCCGUGAUGAGGCCUUCGCCACCUUUGCUCCUGUUCGUGCUCCUGCACUUCGCGCUCCUGUCCACCAUUGCCGCCGCCGAUGGGAAUGGGAAUGGGAAUGGGAACGGCGACCUGCGCGGCGACGCGAUGGCGCUGCUCGCCCUCAAGGCCGCGCUCGGCUGCCGGCCGGGCGCGCUGCGGUCGUGGUCGGAGGGCAAUGCCGGGUCCGUGUGCGCGUGGACGGGCGUCCGGUGCGCGGCCGGACGCGUUGUCGCCGUCGACAUCGCCAACAUGAACGUGUCCAGCGGCGCGCCCGUCUCGGCACGGGUGACGGGGCUCAGCGCGCUCGAGACCAUCUCGCUCGCCGGGAACGGCAUCGUGGGCGCCGUCGCCGCGUCGUCGCUCCCGGCGCUGCGCCACGUCAACGUGUCGGGGAACCAGCUCGGCGGCGGCCUCGACGGCUGGGACUUCGCGUCGCUGCCCGGCCUCGAGGUGCUGGACGCCUACGACAACAACUUCUCGGCUCCGCUCCCGCUCGGCGUCGCCGCGCUCCCGAGGCUCCGCUACCUGGACCUCGGCGGCAACUACUUCACGGGCGAGAUCCCGGCGGCGUACGGCGCGAUGCCCGCGGUGGAGUACCUGUCCCUUAACGGCAACAACCUGCAAGGCCGCAUCCCACCGGAGCUCGGCAACCUCACCACCCUCCGGGAGCUCUACCUCGGUUACUACAACGUGUUCGACGGCGGCAUCCCCCCGGCGCUUGGCCGGUUGCGCAGCCUCACCGUGCUGGACGUCUCCAACUGCGGCCUCACGGGGCGCGUCCCCGCGGAGCUUGGCGCGCUCGCCUCCAUCGAGACGCUCUUCCUCCACACCAACCAACUCUCCGCGCCCAUCCCGCCGGAGCUCGGCAACCUCACGUCGCUCACCGCGCUGGACCUCUCCAACAAUGCGCUCACCGGCGAGGUCCCUCGCUCGCUGGCGUCCCUCACCUCGCUCAAGUUGCUCAACCUGUUCCUGAACCGGCUCCACGGACCGGUGCCCGACUUCAUCGCCGCGCUGCCGCGUCUGGAGACGGUGCAGCUGUUCAUGAACAACCUCACCGGCCGCGUCCCCGCAGGGCUCGGCGCCAACGCCGCGCUCCGGCUCGUCGACCUGUCCUCGAACCGCCUCACCGGCGUCAUCCCGGAGGCGCUGUGCGCGUCCGGCGAUCUCCACACGGUCAUCCUCAUGAACAAUUUCCUCUUCGGGCCCAUCCCCGGCUCGUUCGGCUCGUGCACGAGCCUCACCCGCGUCCGGCUCGGCCAGAACUACCUCAACGGCAGCAUCCCCGCCGGCCUGCUGUACCUGCCGCGGCUGAGCCUGCUGGAGCUCCACAACAACCUGCUCUCAGGCGCCGUGCCGUCGAACCCGAGCCCGAGCGCGUCCAGUUCGCAGCUGGCGCAGCUCAACCUGUCCAACAACCUGCUGGCGGGGCCGCUGCCGAGCACGCUGGCCAACCUCACCGCGCUGCAGACGCUGCUUGCGAGCAACAACCGGAUCGGCGGCGCCGUGCCGCCGGAGGUCGGGGAGCUCCGGCGGCUCGUGAAGCUCGACCUCAGCGGCAACGAGCUGUCGGGGCCGAUUCCCGGGGCGGUCGGGCAGUGCGGCGAGCUGACGUAUCUCGAUCUCAGCAGGAACAACCUGUCCGGGGCGAUCCCAGAGGCGAUCGCGGGCGUCCGGGUGCUGAAUUACCUCAACCUGUCGCGGAACGCGCUGGAGGACGCGAUCCCGACGGCGAUCGGGGCCAUGAGCAGCCUGACGGCGGCGGACUUCUCGUACAACGACCUGUCAGGGCAGCUCCCGGACACGGGGCAGCUGGGGUACAUGAACGCGACGGCGUUCGCGGGCAACCCGAGGCUGUGCGGCUCUGUGGUGAGCCGGCCGUGCAACUACACGGGAGGAGGCGGAGUCGCGGGCGCGGCGACGACGCGGCUCGGCGGGCUGAAGCUGGUGCUUGCGCUGGGACUGCUCGCCUGCUCGGUUGUGUUCGCCGUGGCGGCCGUGCUCCGGGCGCGGUCGUUCCGCGUGGACGUCGGCGCGGGCAGGUGGCGGUUGACGGCGUUCCACAAGGUGGACUUUGGCGUGGCGGAGGUGAUCGAGUGCAUGAAGGACGGCAACGUGGUGGGCCGCGGCGGCGCCGGGGUGGUGUACGCGGGGCGCACCCGGUCGGGCGGCGCGAUCGCGGUGAAGCGGCUGCAGGCCCAGGGCGGCGCCGGCGCGCAGCAGGGCGACGACCGCGGGUUCCGCGCGGAGGUCCGGACGCUCGGCAGCAUCCGGCACCGGAACAUCGUGCGCCUGCUGGCCUUCUGCACGAACCGGGAGGCGAACGUGCUGGUGUACGAGUACAUGGGCGGCGGCAGCCUCGGGGUGGUGCUGCACGGCAAGGGCGGCGCGUUCCUGGCGUGGGAGCGGCGGUACCGGAUCGCGCUGGAGGCGGCGCGCGGGCUGUGCUACCUCCACCACGACUGCACGCCCAUGAUCGUGCACCGGGACGUCAAGUCCAACAACAUCCUCCUCGGCGACAACCUGGAGGCCCGCGUCGCGGACUUCGGCCUCGCCAAGUUCCUCCGGUGCGGCGCCACCUCCGAGUCCAUGUCCGCCGUCGCUGGAUCCUACGGCUACAUCGCCCCUGAGUACGCGUACACGCUGCGGGUGGACGAGAAGAGCGACGUGUACAGCUACGGCGUGGUCCUGCUGGAGCUCAUCACGGGCCGCCGCCCCGUGGGGGACUUCGGGGAAGGUGUGGACAUCGUGCAGUGGGCGAAGCGGGCCACGGCCGGCCGCCGGGAGGCCGUGCCGGGGAUCGUGGACCGCCGGCUCGUCGGCGGCGCGCCGGCCGACGAGGUGGCGCACCUAUUCUUCGUCUCCAUGCUCUGCGUGCAGGACAAUAGCGUGGAGCGCCCCACCAUGCGCGAGGUGGUGCAGAUGCUCGCCGAGCUCCCGCGCCACGAGUCGUCGCCGUCCACCUCCUCCUCCUCCUCGUCGUCGUCGGCGGUGGAACCGCCACCACCGCAGGCCGGCGAGGAGAGCAGCCCCGACGACGGGAAGGAGCCGCCGGCCAACUGCUACAAGCUGUUCCCGGACCUGCUGGCCUGAUAAACUGAAGCGCAGACGACGGAACCUAUUUUGCUGCCAUUGUUACAAGACACAAGGCUACUACUCAAUCGUCGUGCAGGGCUAAAGUUACAGCAUGUAGUGCAGAAUGGAGCUAGACGUUCAACAGGUUGGUCGGCCGACAUUGGAAAUGGUGACAAGAUAGAGCUGGGAAUCAAUAACAUGUAACUUUUUUUUGUCUUUCUUCUUCUUCUUCUAUCUCCUCUCCGAAUUAUUUUCUUUUUGUUCAUCUAUCAAUUCAAAGCUGUAUAGGGUCUGAUCAUAUGCUACCGCCUAUCUAGGGGAUUAUGCUGUCCGAGAUGCAGUAGCAUCCCUUCCAUCAUCAUAGCUUUCGCACUUUUGUAAUCUCCUGGUAAUCUUUAGCCA
Molecule: messenger RNA, 3689 nt
Organism: Zea mays
Lineage: Eukaryota; Viridiplantae; Streptophyta; Magnoliopsida; Poales; Poaceae
Exons: 2
Coding region: 198-3305 (1035 amino acids)
Biological process (GO): protein phosphorylation
Molecular function (GO): ATP binding; protein kinase activity; receptor serine/threonine kinase binding
Source: RefSeq, marked validated